UAAAUGGACCAUCAAAUCAAUAAACUUUAAUUAAUCCCUACUUAAAUUUUAAAAAGAACCAAUCCAAAAUCUUUAUUGAAUCUUUUUGAAAAAAAAUUAUUUUUCUCUUAGAGAAAAAAUUACAUAGAAAUAUUCUGAAUUAGAAUUUGAAUUAGGUGAAUCAUGGGCGGUUUGGUUGGAUAAUUAUCCAUAAAUCUAUUUUUAAGUAUUUUUUUUAUUCAUUUAGUUCAACUCUUCGUAUCUGUCGAAUCUAAAAGAAAAUCCCAAAUUCAAAAUUUAUAUUCUUUGAACCGUUAAUGAUGAUAUUUAAACGUUCUCAAGUUAUUGAAUUUUGCUUUAAUUGAUGUCAAACUUUAAUCUUCAAAUUCCAACAAAAUGCCGCUUUACGUUGAUCGUGAGGCUCCUAAGCUAUGGAGGAAGAUUUACUCAGAGGCUUUGAUUGAGAUUUCCCUUCUUGCAGAGAAUUGGAAGCUUAUUCUUGCUGGACUUGUUUUUCAGUACAUUCAUGGAUUGGCUGCCCAUGGAAUUCAUUACCUACACCGGCCAGGACAAACACUUCAGGAUGCUGGAUUUUUUCUUCUUCCUGAACUUGGUCAAGACAAAUUUUAUAUCAGCGAGACUUUAUUCACCUUCAUUUUUGGUUCCUUUGUUUUGUGGACUUUCCAUCCCUUUGUGUUCCAGAGCAAAAGAAUAUACACUGUUCUGAUAUGGUGUAGGAUUCUUGCUUAUUUAGUUGUUUGUCAGUGUCUGCGCAUUGUAACCUUCUAUUCGACUCAGCUUCCUGGUCCAAACUAUCAUUGUCGUGAGGGCUCAAAACUUGCCAGGUUACCCCCUCCAGAGAGUGUUCUUGAAGUCUUCUUGAUCAACUUUCCCCAAGGUGUUAUAUAUGGCUGUGGUGAUUUGAUUUUUUCGUCACACAUGAUUUUCACCUUAGUAUUUGUCCGUACAUAUCAAAAAUAUGGCAUGAGAAGAUGCAUAAAACAAUUUGCUUGGCUACUAGCAGUGGUUCAGAGCCUCUUGAUUAUAGCAUCUCGCAAACAUUAUACAGUUGACAUUGUUGUUGCAUGGUAUACUGUAAAUUUGGUGGCAUUCUUUCUUGACAGGAAAUUGCCAGAAUUGCCUGACCGAUCAAGUGGAUCUACUGCUCCACCUCUACUUCCAUUAAGCACUAGAAAUAAGGAUGGCAAGAACAAGGAAGAACACCAGAAAUUACUGAAUGGGAAUUCUUCAGCAACUACAAGCUCAGUUUGAAAUACAACAGCAAAGACUUGUGGUUAUAUACGGGGUGGCUAGACACUUUUAUCAGGUCGUAUAAAGUAGAAUUCCGUAUACAGAAAUAGGUUACAACAAAUGAAUCACAAGAUUCAAGUUAGUUACACUGAUAAAUGGCAAUUAGAUGUCAGCACAAGCUGAAGAUAGCUUGUCAGCACAAGCUGAAGAUAGCUUGAUGCUGUUGCAUGAUUGGGCUUGUGAACAAAUUUCAAGUCCAAAAACAAUGCAUGCAUUCUCAUCGUUCUUACAAAUACCAAUAA
Messenger RNA from Durio zibethinus, 1532 nucleotides. RefSeq names its product phosphatidylinositol:ceramide inositolphosphotransferase 3-like. Gene Ontology annotation, cellular component: endoplasmic reticulum membrane; trans-Golgi network; plasma membrane. Gene Ontology annotation, biological process: ceramide biosynthetic process. Lineage: Eukaryota; Viridiplantae; Streptophyta; Magnoliopsida; Malvales; Malvaceae. The record is from RefSeq and is a predicted model, not a curated record. Gene Ontology annotation, molecular function: sphingomyelin synthase activity; inositol phosphoceramide synthase activity; ceramide cholinephosphotransferase activity.